Molecule: messenger RNA, 1539 nt
Organism: Ziziphus jujuba (common jujube)
Lineage: Eukaryota; Viridiplantae; Streptophyta; Magnoliopsida; Rosales; Rhamnaceae
Product: probable aminotransferase TAT2
Biological process (GO): amino acid metabolic process; biosynthetic process
Molecular function (GO): transaminase activity; pyridoxal phosphate binding
Source: RefSeq, a predicted model, not a curated record
AGGUAAUAAGAAGAAGCAGAGAUGGAGGAUAAAUGGGAAAGAGGGUAUUUGGGUGGGAACAAAAAGAGAAAAAGAACAAUAGGAACUUGCACCAACAAAGAUUAUUUUGCAACGUUUGGAGAAAAUAUUAUCGUUGACGAUAAAGAUGAGAAAAUUCAAAGGCCUCCCAGAAGAUGUACCAUUCAUCUUGGCCUUGGUAAUUUCUCUUCCUUUCCGUGCUUCCGGACUAGUUCUGUUGUUGAAGAUGCAGUCAUUGAAGCUAUUCGAUCCGCUAAGUUUAAUUCUUAUUCUCUCAGUGUUGGUAUACUUCCAGCAAGGAGGUAUAUAUGUUGGGCUAUUGCAGAGUAUCUUUCUCGUAAUCUUCCUUACAAAUUAUUGCCAGAUGAUUUUUAUGUUACCGUAGGAUGCAAAGAUGCUAUCGAGACCAUAUUGACAAUUCUAGCUCGUCCUGGUGCAAAUAUUCUGCUUCCUAGACCUGCCUACCCACUUUACAUUGGUCAAGCAAAUUUUUAUAACCUUGAAGUUCGCUAUUUCGAUCUGUUACCAGAAAGAGGUUGGGAGAUUGAUCUUGAUGCCCUUAAAGUUCUUGCUGAUGAGAAUUCUAUGGCUUUGGUCAUCAUCUAUCCAGGAAAUCCUUGUUCAAAUGUGUACUCCUACCAACACUUGAAGAACGUUGCAGAAACUGCAAAAGAGCUUAUGAUUCUGGUGAUAGCAGAUGAAGUUUACAGCCGUAUUGUGUAUGGAAGCAAUCCUUUUGUUCCAGUGGUCGUAUUUGGAUCAACGGUGCCUGCUAUCACAGUCGGGUCUAUCUCGAAGAGUUGGAUGGUUCCGGGGAUGAGACUAGGUUGGCUUGUUACAAGUUAUCCUACCCGGUUUUUCAAAAGUGUUGGGAUUGCUGAGUCAAUCAAGUGCCACUUUGUAGUCAAAUUUCGUAAUUCAUGUUAUCAGCGGGUAGUUCCGAAAAUUCUUGAGAAAACACUAGAGGAUUUCUUCUCAAGAAUUAACCAUGUACUGAAGGAAGGUUCAGAAAUUUGUGCAGAAGUUAAGGAGAUUCCAUGCAUUACCUUACCAUAUAAGUCAGAAGGAUCGAUGUUUGUGAUGGUGAAGCUAAACCUGUCAUUACGAGAAGACAUUGCUGAUGAUGUAGAAUUCUGUCUCAAGCUAGCUAAAGAGGAAUCUGUCAUUGUUCUACCAGGAGGUAUUAUGGGAAUGAAGGACUGGUUCGGCAUAAAUUUUGGGACUGAGCAUUCAUUUCUUGAAGAUGGUUUUUUGAGAAUCAAAGCCUUCUGUCAAAUACAUGCAAAAGUAAAAUAAGGUUGAUUUGUUGAUUUGUCAUUCAAAUUGCAAGUGCAAAAGCAUUAUGAUGAAUAAUUAGAUACUGAUCCUGCGUUUUGCUUUUGAUGUUAAUAUGUCGGUUUCUCUUCUCCAAGUACUGUCUUUGUUUCAUUGGACAUUGGAUUGAGCAAAAAAUUUGAAAUAGUCCAAUCAUAUAAAGUGUAGUUCAACAACCUAAAUGAAUCCUUCCCGAAAUGAAGUGAA